This is a messenger RNA of Mycotypha africana, 947 nucleotides long. Its product is annotated as S-adenosyl-L-methionine-dependent methyltransferase. Lineage: Eukaryota; Fungi; Mucoromycota; Mucoromycetes; Mucorales; Mycotyphaceae. Gene Ontology annotation, molecular function: S-adenosylmethionine-dependent methyltransferase activity. The transcript is spliced from 6 exons. The coding region runs from base 218 to 844 and encodes 208 amino acids. The record is from RefSeq and is a predicted model, not a curated record.
UUUGAUGUAUCUUUUCCUGCUAAUAAUGGUAGCCAUCCCCCUUUUCAAUUCCAAUGCCAUGCCCCAAAUCUGUUACUGCGAAGUAGGCUUAAAUUUUUCGCUCCGCAUCAUUGGCUAAAAUAAAGCUUUUAGACUUCUAGAACAAAUUAACCGAAAAAGUUUGUUGUCAAACCUUUUUUCUUUUUCUGCCCCGUACCACUCACAAAUUUGUACAGCCAUGUCGGAAGAUCAGUUACGAACAAAUAUAGAUUGGGAAAAGAAAUGGCAACAAGGUCGUUCUAGGUGGGACUAUGGUCAACCAAGUCCAGCUCUUGUAACUUUACUGCAAACUGAAGAAGCGAGGGUACUGAUACCGGCCAGUGGAUUGGGCUUGGUUCCGGGCUGUGGUCAUGGUUACGACGUCGAGUUUUUUGCCAGUGAAAAGAGACAUAUGAGAGGCUUAGAAAUUAGCCAAACAUGCGUUGACCUGCUAAAUCAGAAAUACCCCAAUGCAAAAGAAGAGAAUUUUGACUUUAUAUGUGCUGAUUUUUUCGAUUUUGAAGUACCUGAGCAGAAAUACAACUUAGUUUAUGAUUACACGUUUUUGUGUGCGAUGGAGCCCUAUUUGCGUCCUCAAUGGGCUAAGAGAAUGAAUGAAAUUAUUGCUAAAGAUGGUGUUUUGAUUACUCUAAUGUACCCAGUAAACGGUCAAGAAGAAGAAGGCGGACCUCCUCCGUUUCCCCUGAGCGAAGAAAUUUACCACGAUCUAUUGGCCGAUAAUUUUGAGUUAAUGUACAUCAACGACGCUAUCGGACACGCUGAAAGGUUUGGCAUGGAAAAGAUAGCUAUUUGGAAAAAGAAAUAAUCAGACUCUUCCAACCAUUCUUUUUCAUAUACUAUUGUCUUGAGAUAGUCGCUCGUUAAAAGUCUAUCAGAGACGAGACAUAGAACAUACUGCCGUUAAAUGC